CUCAAUUUCUGUUCUGUUUCUCCGUAGUGUGAAAGUCGUGGGGAGCUGCUGGUCUCUCUGUCCUACCAGCCUGUUACUCACAGGCUUAAUGUGGUAGUCCUUAAGGCCAAACACCUGCCAACCAUGGACAUCACUGGCCUGUCAGGCAACCCUUAUGUUAAAGUGAAUGUCUUCUACGGCCGCAAGCGCAUAGCCAAGAAGAAGACGCAUGUGAAGAAAUGCACACUCAAUCCCGUUUUCAAUGAAUCAUUUAUCUACGAUGUUCCCGCUGAGCUAAUGCCGGACAUCUCUGUGGAGUUUCUGGUCAUUGAUUUUGACCGCACCACGAAGAAUGAGGUCGUGGGUCGCCUGGUUCUGGGUGGUCAGAGCCCCAUCCCAUCAGGGGUGACUCACUGGAGGGAAGUCUGUGACAACCCAAGGCGGCAGAUUGCCAAGUGGCAUAACCUUAUGGAGUACUAGUGUCUGGCAAACACAUGGGGAAAGCAAAAUGUAUUCCUUCCUUCCUGUCAGCCCCUCUAUAGAAAGAAGCCCAUUUAACAGUCUCUCCUUUUCCCUGUACAGAUAGGUGUAUGAGAGGAUAAGUAUGUGUGUCAGGACGUAAGUCCAGGAAAAGACACUUAGAAUGUUCUCUAAUGAACUCGCAGCAAAAUAGACUCAUACGUAAUAGCAAAAAAAAAAAAAAACAAGAGGAAAAAAAGCAAAAAUAACCACGUCAGUGUGGUUUUUGGCUCUGAUUAAAUAACACUAAAGUCAAUUAUAAGAGAAUUAUACCCAUAUGAGAGUUAUACCACAGUAUCCUCAGAGCCUUUUACCAGUAUACCGGCAUAUUCACAGUAUACAUACACUACUUUCAAUUAGCCGCAUGCUACAGCUAGUGAGAUACUUUUAUUUUUAGGAUGAAGGAGGGUUGUAUGAAAAAAUGAGUUUUAAAGUCCACUUUUUAAGAAAAUGGGGUGAAUGUUUUGAUAGUGUAGGAUAAAAAUGGAUGAAAAGUGAUAUAUAAACUGGCAUUUUUGCUAACAUGCUAAUAUUUACCACAGAAGACAAGGUUGAAAUAUGGCUAUUAUUCAUAUCCAGCUAAAAUGUAAUGCUUAAUCUUUUAAUGACGCUGAAAUUGAGAUGAAAAUUCUCUGGAGAAAAUAAAACUCCAAAUGCCAGUUAAACAAAACCUGAUGUUAAGGCAGUUUUCAGACGACCACCAAAUGAAAAUUAGAGACCGUCAGCUCAGGAUUAAAAAUGAAUUUGAUUCAUGAAAACACUCUGAUGUUCCAUAAAGUAAAGACAGUCUACACUUUCCCUGUUUUUAUGCUGUAGCUGCUUUAUUUAUUUGUAGCUGUACUUAUACAUUACUGUUCAUUUCUCCGUCUUGAUGACUUGGACAAAGCACUUCUAUGACCUAUGUGUUGUCGGCGUAUCUCAACAUAUCUACUAUUCAUUGAUUUAAAUUACAUUUUGUUUUCCUUUAGGCAUAUCUAUGCACAUUUCCAUUGUACUGCAAAGGAUGUUUUGACCCAGUUGCUGUGCUAUACCAUAGCAUAGAGAUCAGGGAAGGUUUGGUUAAAAACGUUGGAGGGAAACACUGAUAAAACAACAGUAAAAGCCAAAUGUGACAGAUAUUAGUAUAUUUACGUAUUGUCAAAUUUGUACAUUUUACAUGUACUGUACCUAACAUCACAGUUUCUAUUGCCAUCAAACAUGUUUUUAAGGCCACACUUAAUACAACUAAUUCUUAACAUCUUUGGUCACAAUGUACAUAAUGUAUUAUAGGCCGUAACACUGGUACUCUUCAGUUUCUUUUUUCAUAGUACAAUUGAAUAUCGCCAAAUAUACAUUUGAACUUUUUACUUACAAAUGGUGUCUUGGAAAUAACUAGCCCCCCUAGCUUAUUUACUUCAAUAAGUUUGGCUCUAAGCCCGUCUAUCCUCUAUUCUAUGAAUUAUAGAUAUAUGCAGAUUCAGACCAAUUUUUGCACUUUCGUAGAGUACUGUAUUUAUUUUUAUGAUUUGUGUUCAAAA
Molecule: messenger RNA, 2015 nt
Organism: Sinocyclocheilus grahami
Lineage: Eukaryota; Metazoa; Chordata; Actinopteri; Cypriniformes; Cyprinidae
Product: synaptotagmin-11-like
Exons: 2
Coding region: 124-459 (111 amino acids)
Biological process (GO): calcium ion-regulated exocytosis of neurotransmitter; vesicle fusion
Cellular component (GO): exocytic vesicle; synapse; plasma membrane
Molecular function (GO): phosphatidylserine binding; clathrin binding; calcium ion binding
Source: RefSeq, a predicted model, not a curated record